AUGUCUCUGACCAGACUGUUGGCACAAGGUAGUAAGGGCGCGGUGGCAAGUAAGACGCGUAGGCCAAGCCAUGGUUGCAACAACAACGGAGCAGCUCUCCGCGCUCUCAAAUACUACAGUCGUUGUCCACCCUUUGGUCCUGCUUUCAGUAGCGGACCACCAUGCACGCUCCGUGUCACGAGGCUCGAGUAAGCGCGUCGUCGGUAUCCUCUUAGGCCAGGACAACGGUACCACUGUGAACGUCGCGAACUCCUUCGGCAUUCCGUUCGAGGAGGACGACAAGGACAGCAAGACAUGGUUCUUGGACCACAACUACAUCGAGGGUAUGUGGGAGAUGUUCAAGAAGGUUAACGCACGAGAACGAAUGAUUGGCUGGUACCAUACGGGCCCAAAGCUGCGUGCGUCGGACCAGGAGAUCAAUGACCUGCUGAAGAAGUUCAUCGCACGACCCGUCAUGGUCAUCGUUGACGUCCGACCACAAACGGUCGGCAUCCCGACGGAUGCAUACUUUGCCGUAGAGGAGAUCAAGGACGACGGCACGGAGACACGAAAGACCUUCCUGCACGUCCCCUCCGCGAUCGAAGCAGAAGAGGCAGAAGAGAUCGGAGUCGAGCACCUCCUACGAGACAUCAAAGACUCCACGACCACAACGCUCGCAACGCGCGUCGCCGAGCAGCUCGCUUCCCUCCGCGGCCUCCAGUCGCGCCUGUCCGACAUCCAGUCCUACCUGACCGAAGUCGCCGAGGGCAAGAUGCCUCUGAACCACCAGAUCUCGUACCACCUCCAGGACGCGCUCAAUCUGCUCCCCGACCUGAACGAACCCGAGCUGACGACGAGCUUCGCGACGACGACAAACGACGAGAUGCUCGUGGUGUAUAUCAGCAGCUUGCUGCGGGCGGUGAUCGCACUGCAUGCGUUGGUCGACAACAAGGCGUCGAUAGGGCGGGCAGAGUUGGAGGAGAGCAAGGGCGACAAGAAGGAAGAGAAGAAGUCUGCGAAGGCGGACGAGAAGGAGAAGGGAGAGAAGGAGAAGGACUCGAGUAAAAGCAACACGGGCUUGUAAUUAUUCAUUUCUAGGACGUUGUACUUCGUUUAUUGCAGUCUUUUUCUUCUGC
Messenger RNA from Dichomitus squalens LYAD-421 SS1, 1115 nucleotides. Its product is annotated as Mov34-domain-containing protein. NCBI's taxonomy places the organism in Eukaryota, Fungi, Basidiomycota, Agaricomycetes, Polyporales, Polyporaceae. The record is from RefSeq and is a predicted model, not a curated record. The transcript has 8 exons. Gene Ontology annotation, molecular function: protein binding; metallopeptidase activity. The coding region runs from base 71 to 1063 and encodes 330 amino acids. Gene Ontology annotation, biological process: proteasome-mediated ubiquitin-dependent protein catabolic process. Gene Ontology annotation, cellular component: proteasome complex; proteasome regulatory particle.